This is a messenger RNA of Ctenopharyngodon idella (grass carp), 3663 nucleotides long. It is a transcript of the gene usp16, whose product is annotated as ubiquitin specific peptidase 16. Bases 188 to 2671 code for a protein of 827 amino acids. The transcript has 17 exons. Gene Ontology annotation, biological process: protein deubiquitination. Gene Ontology annotation, molecular function: cysteine-type deubiquitinase activity; zinc ion binding. The record is from RefSeq and is a predicted model, not a curated record. Lineage: Eukaryota; Metazoa; Chordata; Actinopteri; Cypriniformes; Xenocyprididae.
AUAAACUUCAACGGAAUCGCGCGUCACCCGGAAAUACUCAGAGCAGUUGGUGAACAUGCUUUACACUGAUGUUCUAAUGCAGUUUGUUUCGCUACAAAUGAUUUCAUUACGGAAAAUUGGAUGAUUGUAAUUCCGUUCACAGAGUUUUAAAUGAUUUUGGUGGCUUCGUGCUCUUCAAUAAACCAAAAUGGGUAAAAAGAAGGGGAAAGUUAGAAGUCCUAGAGCAGACAGCAGCAUUGAGACACCAGAGGUUUCCUGCACUCACAUCCGUAAAGGAAUAGACAACGGCUUACUGAAGAAGUCCGAUCUGAGUCUGAGCUCGUGCCAAGACUGUGAGCCGAACAAGCCUGUUGAAAACCAGAUCUCAGAGGAUGAAACUGACAGAGAAAGUCCAUCUUUGUGGAUGUGCCUGAAAUGCGGCCACAGAGGCUGCGGGAGAUCAGAGAAUCAGCAUGCGAUGAAGCACUUUGAGACGCCUCGAUCCGAGCCACACUGUUUAGUGCUCAGCCUGGACGUCUGGAGUGUCUGGUGUUACAUCUGUGAUGAAGAAGUUCAGUAUUCCAGCACAGGGCAGCUGGCACAGCUGAUCAAAAACAUAAGAAAACAAGUGCUGACAGAUCCUGGCAAGAGGAACUCUAACAAAAAAUGUAAGAAGGAAGAGAUUCCUGCAGAGCAAACACUGGAUGAAGAGAAAGAGAACAAGGAGAACCAGAAGAGCAACUCCAAGCAUGAUGACAGUCCCAAAAGACAGAAAGCAGCAGCAGCAGGAAGCUCUGGUGUUGUGUGCGUCAGGGGUCUCAGUAAUCUGGGCAACACAUGUUUCUUCAAUGCAGUCGUGCAGAAUUUAUCUCAGACGCAGUAUUUGCGAGAACUGCUGAACCAGAUUUUGGAUGAGAAGAGCUGCCUCACCAUCAUACCUGCACUGUCAUCUGAGCUGGAAUCUCUUCAGAUCCAGCUGGAAAGGCCCGGGUCGCUCACGCUGGCUAUGUGUCAGUUACUGAAUGAAAUCCAGGAGACCAAGAAAGGUGUUGUGACCCCUAAAGAACUCUUCACACAAGUGUGUAAAAAAGCUCCACGCUUUAAAGGCUUUCAGCAGCAGGACAGUCAGGAGCUGCUCCGGUACCUUCUGGACGGCAUGAGGGCAGAAGAAGUGAAAAGAGUAAAUUCUGGAAUUCUGGAGGCUUUGAAAAACUCUGGCAAAAGCUUAGAGGCUGAGCAGAUGAAGAAGGUUCUUAAAGAGUACGAGAAAAACGGUGCACACAAGAACUUUGUGGACCGAGUGUUUGGUGGAGAGAUGAGCAGCACGGUGAUGUGUAAAGAGUGCAAAACUGUGUCUCUGGUGACAGAGAUGUUUCUGGAUCUUUCUCUUCCAGUAGCUGAUGAGGCCUACAGGAAGAAGAAUCAGAAGAAAACCCCUCAGUAUCGCAGCAGCGUCAGUGAUGAUGGAGAUCGAGACAGCAAAACAUCUCUGGUCAAUGGGAAUGAAGACAUGUCUACAGGAACAGGAAGCAAGUACCAGCAGAAGAAAGCCAAGAAACAGGCCAAGAAACAAGCCAAGAAUCAGAGACGGCAGCAGAAACUGGGUGGUAAAGUCAGUCUGGACGCUCUGACCAAUCAGAGCACAGCUAGCAGCAUCGAUCCAGCAGACGGCUCUGAUCAGAGUGUGUCAGUAAAUGGCAGUGCUGAUGUGGAAACAGUUAAAAACAGCCAGGAGCAUUUGAUCCUUGAGAAACCUCCCACACACUCACAAAAUGAGGAUGAAGAUGAUGAGGAACCCGAGCAAGAACAUGCUACUGCUGGCAAGAACCGUUUCACUGCCUUAUCCGAAGACCAAACCUCUGAAGAUGUGUCUGUGGAGGGAGACAAAGUGGAAGAUGUGAAUGAAAUUGAGGAGGAGGAGGAUGGUGCUGAUCAGCUUUGUGCUGAAGAGGAUCUAUUAGUAGAAGAACUGAAUACUAUGUCACUAAAAACAGCUCCAGAAUGUGAGAUGGAGAAUGGAGAUGACGUCUCAGGUGAUGAUAAAGAAUACACUGUGGUGAAUCAGGACCCUGAGCUUGCUUUUCACGCACUGACCACCAGGGAGGUGCCAGAGAAGCAGGAGUGUUCGGUGGAGUCUUGUCUUUACCAGUUCACUGAGGUGGAACAUCUCACAGAGAACAACAGGCUGAUGUGUGUUACCUGUACAAAACGCCAGUCUGGACCUAAAGCCUCAGAUGGUGGUAAGAAAGCUGUUUACAGAGAUGCACUGAAGCAGAUGCUGAUCUCUCAUCCUCCAGCAGUGCUCACGCUCCACCUGAAGAGAUUCCAGCAGGUUGGAUACAGUGUUUGUAAGGUGAACAGACAUGUGCAGUUUCCUCAGAUCCUGGAUCUUGCUCCUUUCUGCUCUUUAAACUGCAAGGGUGUGAAGGAGGGCGAGACGCAAGUGCUGUAUAGUCUUUAUGGCAUAGUGGAGCACAGCGGUACCAUGCGGUCCGGACACUACACGGCCUACGUUAAAUCACGACCCUCCAUGCACAAUUACGUAGAAAACGGGUUGGCUGCUGGUUCAGGUAACGCUGAGGCCAGUAAAGGAUCAUGGUUCCACGUCAGCGACAGCAGCGUUCACCCGGUUACAGAGGCCAAAGUGCAGAGUUCCCAAGCCUACCUCCUGUUCUACGAGAAGAUCUCAUAACCCAUAUGAGGACUGAGCUUCAAAACAAAGGGCUGCUGGUGCUUCAUUCCAACUGCUGGGAAAUCAUGUUGAAACACAAUGCAAAUGGAUUGAAAACUUGAAUCAAAGUUGUUUGUAUGAGCAUCCUCUUUUAUUUUUUUUUCUCUGCAUCAUCAGCUGCUGUUCAGGGGAAAGUUUUGAUUCAUGCAAACAAGAUGCAGAACUUGCUUGCGAUCAUUGUAUUUUUUUUUUAUUUUUUUUUUUUAAAUUGAAGUUCAUAAUGCUCAGUGGAGAUUUAAAAGCGAUGAAAUGUUUUUCUUACCUCUAGAUCAUGAUAGCAUGGCUUGAUAAAGCUUUGGAGUGGUCAUUUGCUUCAUACAACGUAUCUCAAAGUAUCUGAUUGUCCUGCACAGUCUUCCAGGACUCUGCUGCCAAGAGAAAUAGUCAUUUUGAGUGAAUCUCAUGAAGAAAAGUCAUAUUUCACCCCAAAAUCAUAGGUAUAUAAAUAUAUGUAUUUCAUUUUUUUAUAACAGUUAAGUUUAUAUCCCCACAAUUUUCAUUACGGUUUACAUUUACUGUUACAAGUCUCAUUUUUAAUAAUGUAAUACACUGAAUGAUCAUGGACACAUUUUUAAAAUUUAGUCAGUGUUAAUUAAAUUCAGUACAAUAAAUAAUAUGAUGUAAAUAUACAGCUGUGCUUAAAAUAAAUAAUGGUUUUAUAAAUAGGUUUCAUUUUCUUUACUCAAAAUAAUUAAAAAUAUUUUAUUUUGGGGUGAAAUAAGAACAAAAUAUGACCAAGACAUGACUUAACAGUCAUGAGAUUCAUCUUUUUUAUUUUUAAAAUGUAAAACACUUUUUUUUUUUUUUUUUCCCACCAGAGAUAUAUAUAUAUUGGUACAAUUUUAUAUUGCAAUAAAUACCUUCCUGUCCUCAAAAUAAUGGCAUCAUAUUCAUGAGUCAUGAACUUCAACAUGAAAUUUCAAUAUAUGUACCUCAAGGAUCCGUUAUUUUAU